AUGAGAUUGAAGACGAGAAACUCCUUUUAUCAAAAACCUGACCAUCCAGUCGGGAAUAAAAAAGGAGAUUCUUCGUCAAAUCCACCGCCAACACCAUCGGCAGCAGCUCAACUAGCGCCGCCAGCAGUGGCAACAAUUCCACUGCCGCCACCAGCAGCAGCAACAAUUACACUGCCACCGCCAGCAGCAGCAUCGGCGAAUCCACCGGCAGCAGCAGUAGCGCCGGCGAAUCUACCGCCAGCAACAGCAGCGUCGGCUAAUCCACCACCACGAGAAGAGGAGGAUGAUUCAGAUGUGGAGUACAUUGAUCGGGGAAAUUUUAAUCAGCAAAAUUUCUUUAUGGAAGAAGAAAUUCAAUUCUUUGGUCAGCAAUGGGAAAAUCCAUCUGGCUACUACAGCUUCCCAUUUCCGACGCAAGGAAAUGGAUAUUCAGGUCCUGCACCAACUCCAAUGCGGGGUUGCCAAUUUUCUUCUGCUACUGGAAAUAUUGGAGCACAAUACGGUGUGCCAGGACCAAGUGGUGCUCAACAAUAUUUCCAGCAGCCUAUGAAUACGGCAUAUCCGCCCCAUGGGUACGGUGCAGGAAACUACCCACAAGGAAAUUUUGCUAAUUAUUAUUUCCCCGAUCAACAGCACGUUACACCAGGCUUCCACCCGCAAUGGGGAAGUGUUCCUGAAUCAGGGAAUACCCUAGCAUCAAUUCUUGCAUUGCAGCAAUCUGCAAUGUUGUCUACAAUGCAAGAGAAUUUGUUAAGGGGUUCCCUGUCUCAGGCAACCACAACGAAUACAAGCGCUGCCAAUGCGAGUGGAAGCGUGGUUAACAGCGAAGUUCCACAAGGAAAGCAGGCCCCCAAAAAAGCUGAGGUGGACGUCCAAAAGUCCUCCCAUGGCUCUGCCGUAGUCAUGCGCUCUUCUUGCUGGGGAGAGAACACAUUUGAAGAUACUGCUGUUGAAAGGUUGUAG
Leptopilina boulardi is the source of this 963-nucleotide messenger RNA. RefSeq lists its product as uncharacterized. Lineage: Eukaryota; Metazoa; Arthropoda; Insecta; Hymenoptera; Figitidae. The record is from RefSeq and is a predicted model, not a curated record. The coding region runs from base 1 to 963 and encodes 320 amino acids. The transcript has 3 exons.